AUGCUGCCUUACCUGUUCCCUGAGCUGUCCACCUUUGCUACAGUCGCCGAUCUUAUCACCCACCUUCGCACUAGUGACGCUCGCCUGCGUGCCGCCCUUCCCACCGAGUUCUGCGCUAAGAACCCCCCUCCACUGUACUGGACACUCCACUUCAUAGUCACCCGUCUCCCUGACACCCUCAGCUCAGUGCGCGACUAUUUCCUUGCUCGCUGUCCCACUGAGCUCACCGUUGCCCUCCUAGAGGAGAAACUGCUAGCAGCCGAGAAGAGCAUUGUAGCUGUAGGUGCUGCUCGUGGCGCUCCUCGCACCCCCAUCUUUGAGGGGUGUUCUCCCUCUCCCCUCGCUCCCUCCUACGCUACUGCUGCUGCUGUUGACUUCCUUGGUGCUGAGUCUGCUGGCGCUGCUUCUGCUCCUGGUGGGAGGCGCCGCACCGGCAAGGGCAAGGGGGGCAAGGGUGGCGGGGGUGGCGCUGGGGGGGGAGGAGGUGGGGGAGGUGGGGGGGGAGGCGGUGCUGGAGGGAGCGGUGGCGGGAGUGCUGGUGGGAGUGGGGUCGGCAGCGGAGGCGGGGGCGGCGGAGGGAGCGGUGGCGGUGGUGGCGGUGGCGGCGGUGGCGGUGGCGGCGGUGGCGGCGGCGGCGGUGGCGGUGGCGGCGGUGGCGGUCGGAGCGGAGGUGGUGGUGGCGGCGGAGGUCGGAGUGGAGGCACUGGCUCGGGCCAGAGCUCCCACCAGCAGCAGCGUCCCCAGACGACCCAGCAGCUUCGUGAGUGGCUUGCUCAGCGUGGGACGUCGGGGGGCAGUGGCCGCUGUUCCUAUGUCAUUCGCACAGGUGACCGCAAGGGACAGACGUGUGGGAGGUUCCACACCCCGUACCGCUGCUUCUUCCGCCUUGACGACGCUUGGCGUGAGGAGAUCGGCGAGGAUGUUGAGCGCCCCCGCUGGGCGGAGCUGAUGAGGGCUGGUGUUGAUAUCUUUGCUCUUGACUAUGAUGCUAUUAUUGCUGCCAUGUAUGCAUUGACUGUUAGUGCCGAGGGAGACUGUUACUUGUGUGUGCCGCCUGACCCAGGUAUAGAGCCCGCUGCCCUAGGUACUAGUGAGUCUGCUCUCUCUGGUACGGUCCCCUCUGUGGCUGCUCCCUCCAGUACUGUCCCUGCUGCUUGUGAGUCUGCUCUCUCAGGUACAGCACCCACAGAGACUGCUCUCUCAGGUACUGCACCGGCUGAGGCCUGUCACACCUUCACCCUUGACUCAGGUGCUUCCCGCUGUUUCUUUCGUGACAGUACUGAGCUCACACCGCUUCCUGCACCGGUCCCAGUCUCCUUGGCUGACCCCUCGGGGGGCCCAGUCCUGGCACGGUCCACCACUGUGCUCCCGUGUCCGGCGGUUCCGUCUGGCUCGUUGUCGGGUUUCCACCUCCCCUCGUUCUCGACGAACCUGGUGAGCAACGCUGUCAUCCAGGAUCAGUGGGUUGACACCUUUACCCCUGGCGGACAGCGUGUGGCGAUCCUCACGUGCUCCAGGACCGGCCGUCACCUGGCUACGUUUACCCGUCAGCCGGGGUCGAGUCUCUACACACUGACCACUGCGUCUCCUCAGGUCGCUGCUGUCGGUCAGGUGUCCGCGUCAGGUCUGGUAGCCCACGCCUGUGAGUGUCGUUCCCUGUCGCACCAGACUCUUCUCUGGCACCACCGCCUGGGUCACCCCUCCUUGCCACGCCUCCAUGGCAUGCACCGUCGCCACCUUGUGUCUGGUCUUCCCAGGUCCCUCCCUCCCCUCCCUGCCUCGCCUGCGCCACCUUGCCUUCCUUGCGUCGAGGGGCGGCAGCGCGCCGCUCCUCACUCCUCCUCGUUCCCCCCGACAGAGGCUCCUCUGCAGACCCUCCACCUGGACGUGUGGGGCCCCGCCCGCGUUCGUGGCCAGGGCGGUGAGCGGUACUUUUUGCUGGUUGUCGACGACUACUCGCGUUACACCACGGUCUUCCCCUUGCGCACCAAGGGUGAGGUCCCUGCUGUUCUGAUCCCUUGGAUCCGCACAGUUCGUCUCCAGCUCCGCCGCCGUUUCCGGACGGAUCUUCCUGUCCUGCGUCUGCACUCUGACAGAGGUGGUGAGUUCUCCUCCGACCUCUUGAGGACCUUCUGUCAGGCGGAGGGCAUCGAGCAGACCUUCACGCUUCCGGACUCCCCACAGCAGAAUAGGGUUGCUGAGCGCCGCAUUGGCCUGGUCAUGGAGGUCGCUCGUACCUCCUUGGUCCAUGCGGCGGCUCCCCAUUUUCUGUGGCCGUUUGCGGUCCGGUACGCCGCGCAUCAGCUCAACCUCUGGCCCCGUGUCUCCUUGCCGGAGACCUCGCCCACACUGCGUUGGACGGGGGAGGUUGGCGAUGCGUCGCGCUUCCGGGUGUGGGGUGCUCGUGCCCUUGUCUGCGAUACGUCCGCGGACAAGCUCUCCUCCCGCACGCUUCCCUGUGUCUUCCUUGGCUUUGUCCCUGACGCGCCUGGCUGGCAGUUUUACCACCCCACCUCGUGCCGGGUCUUCGCCUCUCAGGACAUCACCUUUGACGAGUCGGUCCCUUUUUACCGUCUCUUCCCCUACCGCACUGCCCCCCUCCCUCCCCCGCCGCUUUUCCUCGCUCCUGGUCCCCCUCCGGUAGACCCCCUUCCCCCUCAGGGUCCUGCUCCUUCAGGUGUCUCUCAGGUAGACCCUCCUCCCGUCGCUGAGCCUGUCGAGGUCACAGGUGACUCAGGUGCUGCUGCAGGUGGUGCUGCUGGGAGUGCUGAGCCUGGGGGUGCUGAGCCUGGGGGUGCUGGGGCUGCGGGUGCUGGGACUGAGGGUGCUGGAGCUGAGGGUACGGUGCCUGAGCGUACGGAGCCUGGGGGUGCUGAGCCUGGGGGUGCUGCGACUGGGGGUGCUGAGCCUGCGUGUACGGAGCCUGGGUGUGCUGAGUCGGGGGUGCUGAGCCUGGGGCGCUUUCGCCUUCGUCGUGGUCCUGCUGGAGUUGGAGGUUCUGGAGCUGCUCGUCCUGGAGGUGCUCGUACUGGGGGUACUGGAGCUGCCGGGGCUGGGAGCACUGAGGCUGGAGCUGCUGGAGCUGGGGCCUCUGGAGCUGGCGGUACUAGCGGAGUUGGAGCUGCCGGCUCUGGGGGUGCUCUUCCUGGAGGUGCUGGAGCUGCUGGAGCUGACGACACUGGAGCUGACGGUCCUGGAGGUGUUGGUCCUGCUGGUUCUGGAGGUGCUGGCGAGGGGAGGUCUGCCGCUGCUGGGGCCUCUGGUGCUGACGUCGCCGGCUCUGGGGGUGCUGCGGCGGGGGGUGCUGGUACUGGUGCUUCUGGUGCUGCGGGUGCUGGAGGUGCUGGCGGAGCUCCGCCGUCGCGACUGUUCUUCGCUCCACCGUCGCCGUCGGCUUUGCCACCGCCUGACACGGUGCUUCGCCAGGUUCUUUCCCUCCCGUCUUCCACUGGCCUUCCCCUCCAGCCUGGCUCCCCCCUCCCUGCUCCUGUGCCUUAUACUGCACAGCCGGACUCGCUUACGGAGCGUCGUGAGCCUGUGUCUCGUCCUGCCUCGCCUGUUCGCGCUGCUCGCACUGCGCGCACUGGUCCCACUGGUCGUCGUGUCGCGCGUCCGCGUCCUCCUCCUGUUCCUGGCACGCACAUUAUGGCCCUUCGUCCUUCCACUGGUCCACAGCGUGUCCCCCUACCGUCUCCUCCUGCGUCUUCUCUUCCUGACGUUCCCGACCCUGAGUCUGACAGUGUUCGUGCUGCCCACCCUACUGUUACGCGUCUUCUCGCCACUGUUGUCACUGACCCGUCUUUUGAGUCUGCUGCUGCGUCUGCCCUGGUCGCUGAGCUUGUCGACUUUGCUGCUGCCUGUCGUCUAGACUACGCCGCCAGUCUUGUUGCUGAGUCUGCGUCUGUCUGUCCUCCGUCCGUCGGGGGUGAGUGUGCUCUUGGCACGGACGUCCUUGAGGACAGGCAGGAGGACUUUGACUCUCUUGCGGCUGCUGUACCUCAUCUCGUGGCCUGGUUGCUUGCCCCUGAGGGAGACCCGGAUGCACUAGACAUCCCCACUCCGCGCUCUUACGCAGAGGCGAUCUCGGGUCCCUACUCCUCUCAGUGGCAGACAGCCAUGGACGCAGAGAUGGCAUCCUGGAAGUCCACAGGCACCUACGUCGACGAGGUUCCCCCUCCUGGGGCGAACAUCGUCGAUGGCAUGUGGAUUUUCAGGGUGAAGCGGCCGCCAGGUUCUCCACCUGUCUUCAAGGCUCGUUACGUUGCUAGAGGCUUCACGUUCUUGCAGGGCAGCCUGCACGAGGAGAUCUGGCUGCGCCGCCCACCUGGCUUUACUGGGUCGUUUCCUCCUGGUACCCAGUGGAGCCUCCGGCGGCCAGUCUACGGUCUCCGCCAGGCGCCACGCGAGUGGCACGACACACUGAGGACUACACUUGUGGCUCUUGGGUUUGCUCCUUCCACUGCUGACCCGUCACUGUUCCUGCGCACAGACACGUCGCUGCCGCCGUUCUACAUCCUCGUGUACGUCGACGACUUGGUCUUUGCUACUGCUGACACUGAGGCACUCGCUCGUGUGAAGUCGGAGCUGCAGAAGAGACAGGACCUGCACUGA
This is a messenger RNA of Closterium sp. Yama58-4, 4611 nucleotides long. Lineage: Eukaryota; Viridiplantae; Streptophyta; Zygnematophyceae; Desmidiales; Closteriaceae. The record is from the annotation of a GenBank genome assembly.